AUGCAGCCUCAACGGGCGUCGGUAGCAAGCACCCAGCACGCUGCCCACCAGCCUGCUUUGCUGCCCUUCAUUGUGUCCAGCCCACAGAGUACAGAUACGCAUACGCAUACACAGUACUCGGAAUUCGAGCCUCGAGACUCGAGAGACGUCGUCAGCUGCAAGCCCAAGCAUGCUGGUCCGAGUAUCAGCUUCGCGGCUUCGCCGUUGCUUCUUACAAUGCUACCGUCACUUCUGCCUCCGAAUCCUCGUCCGAUGUCUUCGAGAUCCCGCUCCCACCAACCACAUCGCAUCUGCUCUUACUUCAGACAUGACCUACAGACAUCCAAGCCAGGUCUUCCUCGAUUUCGGCAAGCCUGA
Molecule: messenger RNA, 357 nt
Organism: Colletotrichum costaricense
Lineage: Eukaryota; Fungi; Ascomycota; Sordariomycetes; Glomerellales; Glomerellaceae
Exons: 1
Coding region: 1-357 (118 amino acids)
Source: RefSeq, a predicted model, not a curated record